CACUAAUAUAGAUCAGUGUAGUAAAGGGUUCCAAAGGGACCAGGUCACUUUUCCGCCAUCUUGUGUGAGUGAUAAGAAGUCAUCGGAGGACAGGAAAAUGGAUACUUUCUUGGAUGAUGCACAUAAGAAAAGUGUUAGUAAUGGGAUAAGGCAACGUAAUAGGGAGAAGAAGCUAUCGCAUGAAUUGAAGUCAUCAGAUAGUACAGAAACCAUCCUGCCAUCUACUUCACUGAUGUCACUAGAAGAAUCAGUUUCUGGAGAGCGGGGUUGCAUAGUGAUCAUACCUGAUAAUUCAUCUGGAGUCUCUGAAUUUUCGGAUUCAAAUACUGUGGAAAUACUUCAGGAUCAGCAACAAAACAAAGAAGUUCGAUCACAUAAAAAGAAAGAAGUGGAAAAUAUCGUGCAAGAUGUAUUUGAUUUCACCGUGGAUGAAUCUAAUAAAAAUCACAUGACAAAAUUUUCGCUUACGGGCCGUGAGGAAAAUUCAGAUGCAUUGAAUAAUAUAGCCCGCUUAUACGAAGAUGCAUGUAAUGCAGAAGAUAAAACGAUAAAAGCCAAUCAGGCAGAAAUUUUAUGCUGGUGUAAUUUUAUUAUAGGACUGGAUAAAAGUGUGGAUGAAAUUAUGAUCAAAGAAAAG
Ambispora leptoticha is the source of this 637-nucleotide messenger RNA. The record is from the annotation of a GenBank genome assembly. NCBI's taxonomy places the organism in Eukaryota, Fungi, Glomeromycota, Glomeromycetes, Archaeosporales, Ambisporaceae.